CUUCCCUUUGUUCCCUCAACAACCUUUUUCACUCAAUACAUAUAUUGGAAAAAUGAAGUCACCAACCCAAUUUUUAUUUCAACAAAAGCAUAUACUCCUAAAAUUGCUUAUAUUCAUAUUCUGCAUUUGUUCAAUCAAUAGAAAUAACAUCUGUUGUAAUCAACAUUUUGCCACCCCUUCAAGUUUCUCACCAUCAUUGAAGCAGUUAAAACUUGAAGGGUACCUUAGUUUUGAAGAACUAAAUUAUGCAGCCAAAGACUUUGGCAAUAGAUGCCACUUCUUUCCAUUAGCAAUUUUAUAUCCAAAAUCAGUUCUUGAUAUCUCUUCCACCAUAAAACAUGUCUUCGAAAUCGGUGCUAUAACAGACUUAACUGUUGCUGCUAGAGGCCAUGGCCAUUCUUUAGAAGGCCAAGCUCAAGCUUAUCAAGGACUAGUGAUUAAUAUGGAAUCACUUCAAGAACCAGCAAUGAAGUUCAACAUUGAGGAAUUGUCUUAUGUUGAUGUUUCUGCUGGAGAGCUUUGGAUAAAUAUCUUGCAUGAAAGUCUUAAACUUGGGCUUGCUCCUAAAUCUUGGACUGAUUAUCUUCACCUCACAGUUGGUGGUACUUUGUCUAAUGCGGGAAUCAGUGGACAAGCUUUCAAGCACGGACCGCAGAUCAAUAAUGUCUACCAACUCGAGGUUGUCACUGGUAAAGGAGAGGUGAUUACUUGUUCAGAGGAGCAAAAUGCAGACUUGUUCCAUGGUGUUUUAGGAGGACUAGGGCAGUUUGGUAUUAUUACCAGAGCAAGAAUUGCUCUUGAAACAGCACCAAAGCAGGUCAAGUGGAUCAGAGUGUUGUAUUCAGAUUUUGCUACAUUUUCAAAUGAUCAAGAGGACUUGAUCUCAUCUCAAGAUACAUUUGAUUAUAUUGAAGGAUUUGUCAUUAUUAAUAACCCUGGAUUAUUGAAUAACUGGAGGUCUACUUUCCAUCCUAAAGAUCCACUUCUAGCUAGCAAUUUCAGUUCAGCAGGUAGAGUUUUAUUCUGCCUAGAAGUUGCCAAAUACUUCAAUCCAGAAGACACCGAUAGUACUGAUAAGAACAUUGAUAUCCUCUUAUCAAAGUUGAAUUAUAUCCAAUCCACGGUGUUCCUAUCAGAAGUUUCUUACGUUGAAUUCCUCGAUAGAGUGCAUGUCUCCGAGAUGAAACUACAAGAAAAAGGAUUGUGGGAUGUUCCUCAUCCAUGGCUAAAUCUUCUAAUACCAAAAAGCAGGAUUCUUGAAUUUGCACAAGAAGUUUUUGGGAAGAUUCUUACUGAUACAAGCAAUGGUCCUAUACUCAUCUACCCUGUCAACAAAUCAAAGUGGAGGAAAGGAACAUCGAUGGUUACACCUGAUGAAGACUUUUUUUACCUCAUCGCAUUCCUAUCUUCUGCCACACCAUCAUCAACAGGAAAAGAUGGACUAGAACAUAUUGUAGAUCAGAACAAGAGGAUACUAAGUUUUUGUGAAAAAAGGCGUAAUGGAAUGAAACAGUAUUUACCAAAUCACAAGACUCAAGAAGAGUGGAAACAUCAUUUUGGUCCUCAAUGGGAACUUUUUGCCAGGAGGAAAUCCAUGUAUGAUCCUUUGGCUAUACUUGCUCCAGGCCAGAGGAUUUUCAGAAGGGCAGCAGCCUGUGAACAACAAUAACAUCCUGCUCCAAAGUAUAAGGGCUGCAUACAAUAGAUUCUUAUGAUCCGGCCUUUCCCUGGAUCCCAUGCAUAGCCGAAACUUUAGCGUCAAUGGACAAAUGUACAUUCUUAAGCAGGCGGGGCAGGUUAAUUUUGAGGUUUAAGUCCCGCCCCGCCCCACUAUCAUCCCUAUACUUUAUGUUAUGAAAAUCUGGGUAUUAGGUGACAUUUUAUGGUGAUAAACAAGUGUACAUUCUUAAGAGUUUUAUCGUUAUUUCUGUUCUAUCAGGUUGUAGAUUGCUAUAACAAAAUGAGAUGCAGUUUGUUUUAGAUAUUUCAUUAAUUUCAUGCAAACUAAGGUAGAAUAUGAAACUCUAAGAUAGAGACAUCAAGUGUUAGUAGUUGGAUUCUGAAUUUAAAUUUUGUACACAUUUAUUAGUGAUUUCUGAAUAAAAUUUGAACUAAA
Messenger RNA from Capsicum annuum, 2116 nucleotides. RefSeq names its product cytokinin dehydrogenase 1-like. Gene Ontology annotation, biological process: cytokinin metabolic process. Bases 53 to 1669 code for a protein of 538 amino acids. NCBI's taxonomy places the organism in Eukaryota, Viridiplantae, Streptophyta, Magnoliopsida, Solanales, Solanaceae. The transcript has 5 exons. Gene Ontology annotation, molecular function: FAD binding; cytokinin dehydrogenase activity. The record is from RefSeq and is a predicted model, not a curated record.